Molecule: messenger RNA, 579 nt
Organism: Plenodomus lingam JN3
Lineage: Eukaryota; Fungi; Ascomycota; Dothideomycetes; Pleosporales; Leptosphaeriaceae
Source: RefSeq, a predicted model, not a curated record
AUGCUACUCCAACCUUUGAGCCUCGCGGCCGCGGCCCUGACAUCUGCUGCUGCGGUGGGAGCUGCACCCUCGACACCCCAACGUCCCAGCGAUGCCCGAAUCCUCCAGGCGCUGGCGGGGACGUAUACACUCGUGAAUACCAGCAGCACGCUAAACAACGUCCCCGUCCCCGACCUCGCGUACGGCGCCGCCCCCGUCGGCCUCCUCACCUACACAGCAGCCGGGUACAUGAGCGCGACCAUCACAGCCACAGAACCCGAACUGCGCCCCUCGCACCUAAUCUUCCCCUUCCGCGCCAACGACAGCGACAGCGACUGGGCGCUCGUGGGCAAGCACAGCAUCGGGUACGCGGGCCCGUUGCGCAUCAGCACCGACGUGCCGGCCAACGAGACGCAGGGCCAGGUGUUUCAUGGGCCGUUGACGGUGGCGAAUGUGCCAAGUUGGGCGGGACAAAGCCAGAGGCGGAACUAUACGAUUGUGGACCGGAUGGAAGAGGGCAGGAGGGAGCGGUAUUUGCGGAUUGGGAGUGAGAGGGGGAAUGGGAAUAGGGGAGUGCUUUGGUGGAGGAAGAUUGCUUGA